Abrus precatorius (Indian licorice) is the source of this 2101-nucleotide messenger RNA. RefSeq lists its product as uncharacterized. Bases 520 to 1650 code for a protein of 376 amino acids. NCBI's taxonomy places the organism in Eukaryota, Viridiplantae, Streptophyta, Magnoliopsida, Fabales, Fabaceae. The transcript has 2 exons. The record is from RefSeq and is a predicted model, not a curated record.
CCCAUUGAAAUUCUUCCACUUUCACAUUUUUAUCAUAAAAAUAAAAUAAAUAAUGUUAUGAAUAAUAUUAAGUAUAUAUAAAUAGAAAGAUCUCAAGUUUUCUACAUGCCUUGGAUUUUCUUCUUCACCAUCACAACCUCUUCUUCGUCUCUCUCUGAAACCCUAAUCCUGGAUCUUCCUUUGCCCCCUCUUUCUCUCUCUUCCAUUAGCUUCCUCAGCAGGAUCAGGAGUCAAAGUGGUGGAAUGGAGGAAUUCGAUGUUGGGUGUGACUCAUAUUUCUUCUCGUGGAGGGUUUCUUAACAACAGGGAAUGGUACCAGCUUGGAUAGUGUUUAAAUUGGUCUAAGUUUUAUGUAGGUUAUGUUGAGGAUCUUGUAGAUUUAUUAAAAUCUUGAUAUGUGGAAUUGGGUAAGGUUUGAUCAUUUUCCCAAUGAUAUGAUUGUCAAUACAAUGGCAAUUUAAUUCAUGUAAAGAUUUGUUCAUUAUUUUCUGAGUAUUAAGUUUGAAUUUACUGGGGAGAAUGGAUAAUGUGUGCGAUGUCAAUCAGUUGGAUGCUGAUGUUCUUCUGCCCCCUCGGAAACGUCUUCUUGCUGGAUUGAAGAAACAGGGUUCAGAUAGUGAUGCUACUGCCUCUCCAUCUCCAGUUGCUGCUUCUUGUGUCACCGAUAUUGCUUCCCCUUCCUCCUCGUCCUUUUCAAGUGAAUUUGAGGCCCGCCUUAAGCAUUUGUUGAGUUGCCAUUCAAAUAACCCUAACCUUAGUCCUGAGGAGGUUGUGGAGGCUUCAAAAGUGGCAGCAAUCACUGCAACUAAGGCGGCAGAGGCUGCAAGAGCAGUGGCUGAAGAAAAAGCUGCUGUGGCAGCAAACGCGGUUGCUGCAGCCAAGAGUGCUUUAGAUUUGGUUGCAUCUUUCUCUGAGGAGGCAGUCAACAAGGAAAGAAGUCUGAAAAAGAGCAAGUCAAAGAAACAUCUCCCAGUUCAACUGUUGUACAAAAAAAACCAACCAAUUGAAAAUUGUAGGACAGAUGAAGAAUUAGCUCGUAAGUUGCAUCGAGCCAUGAACAGUUCUCCAAGAAUCUCUAAGAACUCUCCAAAUUCAGAAUCCAAAGGUAGUAAACAUAAGAAGCCUAAAAGCUCUUCUAGUUUUGAAAUAAAUGAGGUCUCUGAAUCUGGUGUGGCAUUUGGACAAGAUUGCUUAUCUUUGAACAAUGGACACGCAAUAGCGGGUAAGAUUGACUCUGAAGGUUCCAUCCAAGAGGUGUGCUCAAGUAAGAAAGAUAAGAAGGGAGUUAAAUAUGAUAAAUCUAGCCAGUUAGAGAUAGAUAAUGGGGAAGCAGAGUCGAGCCAAUCAAAAGGGAAAAACUGUGAAGAUUUGUCUCCGGUGGGUAAGAAGAGAGGAAGGGUGAAGCUAAAAAAGUUACCCUUAAGCAUUUGCACCUCGAAAGAUAGGGCACAGCCAAAGGAAGAAAUAAGAGCCAGAAGUUCUCCAUUGACUGGAAAGAACACAGGCAAUCAUCCUGUUGAUAGUAUACCUUUAUUUCCAGUGGAGUCAUCCACUGACAGAGUGAUGCCAAUUGAGGCUACAUCGAUGUGGAAAUGCCAGGAGUUCAAGGCACCGGCUUGUAUCAAACAAAAUAAAGUUGUGCAGUCAUAAAGUUCAUCCAUUAUUACAUUGGGAUGACUUUGUGCUACUGUGGUAGAUGUUGAUAGCUGAGGUAGGUAUCAUGAUGCUUCUUUUUUACUAUAUGGAUUUUAUCUUUUUGCACAUCUUUGGUUUUGUAAUGGAUUUGCACUGAUUAAAUGUAAAUUUAGAUUUAUAGUUGCUUGCAUUACUUCUUUUAAGUUGAAAGUUGUGUUACUUUAGUUGACAGGAAAGCUUAAAUUUAGAUAGGAGGGUGCAAUGAAUUGAACAGCUUCUUCAUUGUGCUGCAUAUUUCUACUACUCAUUUGUGUUGAGAAUAAAAAAGGAUGAUCUGUUGCUUUUCUACUGCAAUUUUUGGCUCUGUUUAUUUUUCUGUAUACUCAAAUGCAUAUGAAUGCUGACGGUGGUUUCCAUUUGCUGCUUUAAUAUUGAAAUAUAAAGGCAUUAGAAAUUUGGAAGUUGC